AUGAACGCGUCGCCCACGCCAAAGAGAUACAGUUCGUUCAACGCCAUGGAUGGGGACAAGUACUACUUUGGGGAGAGACCGCUGCGGAACAAGUACAGGGACGACAGGGACAGGUUGAUCCCAAGAGAGUACAGGGAGUCCGCGAAGACCUUUGAGGAGCUGUUGGCAGAGGUGAAGGCUUUGAAUAGGAAUCUGAACGAGAGACAGCAGGACAUCAUGCGGUUGACUGCGCUGACGGACACGCUACGGGGGAAACUGAAGAAAUAUGUGGACGUGUCGCAGCGGUACAAAGCGGAGCGGGACGAUUUGCUCGAGGAGGUCGCCGCAUUGCGCGUUCGAGACAGGGAGUUGGAUCGUAGGGAGCCGGACCAUAGGGAACCGGACCAUAGGGAACCGGACCGUAUACAUAUCAACAAGAGAACCGCUGGUGGUGGAGGCAACGGUGCGGAGAGAGACCAGGGGCAGGAUCCAGAUGUGCUGACCGCGAAAAUGGAUAAGAUAUACGACGUACUGUCGCGGUUACAACCUGGAGAACACCACGCACCUGCGACUACGGACCGUGCACCCUCGGAGCAAGAUAUUAUAGUGAGAGAAACGGAAGAAUUGAAACAGUUAGAGGACGCCGUCAUGGAGUACAGGCAGAAAGUGAAAGUCAAGAGGGAAAACGAUAGGAGGAAGACGUCGUUGCAACAGGAACUACUCAAACUGCAGAAGGAUCUCGGUGGGGAGGACCGAGCUCCACAGGGAACGUCGGACUCGAACCGACGGGCCACCAGCACCAGCACCAAGAUCCCGCUACACGUGGCUGGGGACGACAGUAUAAGUAAACGGUCCAUACUGCGCUCCGCAUCCUGA
Messenger RNA from Huiozyma naganishii CBS 8797, 855 nucleotides. RefSeq names its product Spc42p (gene SPC42). Lineage: Eukaryota; Fungi; Ascomycota; Saccharomycetes; Saccharomycetales; Saccharomycetaceae. Bases 1 to 855 code for a protein of 284 amino acids. The transcript has a single exon. The record is from RefSeq and is a predicted model, not a curated record.